Zalophus californianus (California sea lion) is the source of this 10352-nucleotide messenger RNA. RefSeq names its product cilia and flagella associated protein 46 (gene CFAP46). Gene Ontology annotation, biological process: axoneme assembly; cilium movement involved in cell motility. The record is from RefSeq and is a predicted model, not a curated record. Lineage: Eukaryota; Metazoa; Chordata; Mammalia; Carnivora; Otariidae.
CCGGCGGUCGGCUAGCCGGAGAAAACCCAGCGCGCUCGGUCCCGGCGCCAUGGACCUGGUCAUCACGCAGGAGCUGGCCCGCGCCCAGAGCCAGCAGGAUGACGCGUCCCUGAAGAGGGCUUAUGAGCUGAUUAAGUCGGCCAACCUGGGCAGAUCAGAGUUUGACCCCAUGGAGAGCUUCAGCCCAGACCUGUUUGUUUUGUGUGCAGAACAGGCGCUGAAGAUGGGGCACCCGGAGAUGAGUGACGACUGCAUCCAGAUGUACUUCAAGGUGAAGGGGCCCGUCACCCAGUUCCUGGGCCGAGCGCACCUGUGCAGGGCCCAGCUCUGUGCCCCCAAGUCCACCGAAAACCUGGAGGAAUUUGAAAAUUGUGUGACUCAGUAUAUGAAGGCAAUAAACUUUGCAAAAGGAGAACCCAGGUAUUACUUCCUGGUGUAUAACGCAUCGGUCCUCUACUGGCAAAUGGUGAGGCCAUUUCUCAAGCCGGGAUAUCAUCACCAUCUGAUCUCCAGCCUCUCCCAGAUUGUCAAUGUGUUAAGUCAGACUGAAGAAGAGGACAAGGAGUGGCGGGCAGAGCUGAUGCUGGAGCUUCUGGACUGUUAUCUACAAGCUGGAAAAAGGGAAGAGGCUGCAAAAUUUUGUGCCACUGCAGCACCAUUUAUAAAAGCUAGCGUGCCACAGAAAUAUCGACACAUAUUUUCUGUUAUGGUGAGACAUGAAUUAGUGGAUGAGCUUCAGUUAGAGGAAGAAAAGAAAACGUCCGCUAGCCUGGCUGUCACUUACCACAUUAAUAUGCUAAAAGCAAAAUUGGAUAAGAAUGAGUUACCUGAAGAUGCGAACUCAAUUCUGAAGAAGGCCUAUAAACAUUUAAGUUAUUAUAAUAACCAGCACUUCCCUUCAGUCAGAGAGGAAAAAAUUCUUUUGCUUUUUGAAUUGGCUCGUCUCUCUUUGACCUUGAAAUGUGAGGAGAUCUCCUCUGGCUGCCUCUCAGACUUGAAGAAUAUUGACAGCACAGAUCCUGGGAAGCUGAUUGAAAUCGAAUGCCUGGAGUACGAAUUAGAAGCUUUAAGACUCGAAAGUAAAAUUAAAAUCUAUGUCCGAGCAGCCGUUGAGACCCAGCUGAACAUAGUGCAGAGACUUGACGUGGCACUCCAGCGCGCCGUGCGGCUGGGUGAGCCCGGGCUCAUCCACGUGGUGUGUACCACCCAGUGGAACACGUGUCUCCCACUGCUGCAGCACAACCUGCGGCACCACCUGCGGAAGCCGCUGACCAACAUCGCGGACAUCCUGGAGAAGGUGGACAGCCUCAUGGUCCUGCUCCGUUGCCAAGUCCACAUGGAGAUAGCACACAUCGAGGAGGACGAGCACCGGCUGGAGCCGGCCAUGCAACACCUGCAGAAGGCCAUGCUCCUGGACAGCCUCGGCCUCUACCAGGACAAGCUCACCAUGGCCUUGAACCGGCUGCACUUGUGUGCCAUGCUGUACCAGUCCCCUGAGCGUGCUGAGGACAAGGCCAUCAUGGCCAUUGAGCAGGCAAAAAAAGCUAUCCCAAAAGAUAGCGUCAGGAAGAAGCGGGCUCUCCUGGUGAAUGCCGGCCUGGUGCUAGCCCCCGACACCUUCCAAAUUGUGCUCGACAGUGAGAACGAGGCCAAAGUUUCCAUGGGGACAUCCAGGGGCCGGUUCACCUACCUGUUUGCGAAGGCGCGGCACCACAUCAUCAGCGUGGACAAAGCUGCUGGGCAUCUGCGGCGUCUGGGGAGUGAGAAUGACAAGGAGAGAAUCCAGAUCUGGGCGGAGCUCGCCAAAGUUGCCCGGAGGCAAGGUGUGUGGGAUGUGUGCCGGGCGGCGAGCCGCUUCUGUCUCCUGUAUGACAACGUGAAGGUGAAGAAGCUGGUGCGGCCGAAGAAAGGAAAGAAGAAGAAGGCUGGAGACAGCCAGACCCAGGAGGCCUGGGGCCAGGCGGAGGCCACCCUGCAGAGGCAGGUGUCCCCCAGCCUGCUCCGGAAGUUCGCGGAGGUGGGGUUCAUCAGUGCAGAGGCCACUGUCCAGUUGCUGCGCUCAGAGGGUGUGGACCUAAAUAACCAUCCGCACCCCCCGGAGGACCUGAGCCAGCACUCAGCCGGAUACACAGUCGAGUCCCCGGAGGACAACGCACAGUGGACCACGUACCAGACCUGGAUCGAGAGUCUGUCGCAGAGCGCCAUGCACAGCUGGUUGCGGUCUGCUGAGAUCGGACAGGAGAUCCAGGAGGGCUGGAUUGUGCAGAAUGCCGUGGUCUACGUCCUGAACCACAACCACCACCUCAUCAUGGCUGGGAGGCAGAAGGAGCUUGUGGACACCCUGGACCACCUCCUGAGCAUCGUCAAGGCCACAGGCCACAACGGAGACCCCACCAUGCUGGUGAUGCUCUGCAAUGCAUUGGCUCGAGGCUUGAUUCUUAACUGGAUUCCAGCCCAAGUGCCAGAAAAAUCUAAAAGACCCGUGCGCUCGAACCUGUUUCACAUACCACUGGACUCGGUAGCCAGCUCUGAAGUCAGGACUGCGGUGGAGGUCUGCGAGUUUGCCCUGAGCCUGACGGACGGGACUGUGCCCGAGGAGGCGGUGCCCACCAGCGCCCGGCAGCAGCUCAUUGCCACCUGGGUGAAGGCCAAGCAGCUGCUGCAGCAGCAGAUUGGGCCACGGCUGGGCAUGGACGAGCAGAGUCCUGACGAGGACAUCAACUCGGUGACGCGAGUCCUCGUUGCUCUGGAGAUGUACUCCGGCAAUGGGCUGGGCCUCAUGGACUUCACCGUGCCCCCCUUGGCCCAGUUGGUGAAGAUGGCUUCCGAGUGCAGCUGGUCGGACCCCCUGGUGGAGCUGCAGACCCUCAUGCGGCUGACCCACUUUGCGCACGCGGCCCACGACUACGAGGUCACCAUGCUCUGCUCGCAGAAGGCCAUCCAGAUGGGCAUUCGGUACCUGAGGAUGUGUAGCCCGGUCGAGACUGAACUGGUGGCGGAGAUGCUGAGCACCACAGCCUGCAUCCAGGGCAGGAGCAUCAUGGAGAACCUGAAGGGGAGAAAGCAGCUGCGCCCGGUGGCCGCCAAGGCCUUCGUAGAGAGUGCCAAGUUUGGGGGCAUUGCGAGGAGCAGCGCCCUGGUGAUGCUGGCCGUGAGGCACUACUGGAACACCUGGCUUCCGUUCCUGUCCUCUGCAGCCAACAGGAAGAAAAACAAGAACGUCAUACAGAGGAUCAUCAGCAUCAUCAAUGAGACAGAAACGAAAAAGCAGGGAAAAGGGAAAGUGCUGCUUCUGCACCAGUGGCCUACGGCGGACUUCCACAGUGGAGGGACGACAGAAGGUCAUUUUCUCCCAGGUGCUGAGGAUGACCUGACACUCCGUGCCGCGCUCUACGGCCUGCUCUUCCACUGCCACGCUGACCAUGGUGACUGGGAGGGUGGCCUCAAGGUGCUGGACGAGGCUGUGCAGGUGCUGCCACGGACGGCGCACCGCCUCUUGAUUUUUAAACAUAUGGUCAUUGUGAAGGCCAAACUUGACCAGAAUUUCACAAUGGAAAUACAGAAAUUCAAAGACGAAAGCGAAGAUUAUUUGGCACACAUGUGGCACCGUCUGGCCUUGAACUCGAAGAGUGUCUACGGAGAGCUGGUCUGCUACCACAACGCCAUCCAAGCCUUGCAGAAGCCAGAGAGUGAGUGGCAAAAAGUUGAGUACAUCAUGGAAUUCAGCGAGUGGCUGAAUUACAAACAGUUUCCUAUGGAAGACGUGACAUUCCACCUGAAGUGGGCGAUUGACAUCCUGCUGCUGAUGACACCUGCCAGUGACACACCUGAGCUGGCAGAGGAGCACCUGUCCACUCAGGGAGCCCCAGAAAGUGUAGUGUCCGAGGACUCAGGGUCAGUCCCCUUGGAGAAGCUUCGGAACGUGAGACAGCUGGAGGCGCUGGCUCGCGCCUACACCCUGCUGGCCCUGAUGGUGUCCCCGAGCGUGGCCGGCUACGAGGACUACUGCCUCAUGGCCUACACAUACCUCAAGCGCAUCUGGCAGGUAUCUUUAUUAACAGCAGGAAAAGCAAUUUCAGAAAGUAAAAUUCUAGCAGCAACAGCUAGUUCACACUUGUUGUUGCCUAAAAAAGAGAAGGAGAAAGGGAAGGACGCGUGGAAGGACACGGGGAAGGACACGUGGAAGGACACGGGGAAGGACACGGGGAAGGACACGUGGAAGGACACGGGGAAGGACACGGGGAAGGACAGAGAAAAGGGCAAAGGCCUCAAGCAGCAUCAAACCACAGUUCCUGGCAAACAGCUUGAAGACUUACCAAGCAUAGAAGAAUGGGCUUCCUACUCCUGCCCUGAAGAAGUGAUGUCGGUGUUCAAACAAGAUAAAAGCGACUUUACCAUUAACCCAUCAAGCAUCCAGAAGCCGACAUACACCUUAUAUUAUCUGGACCAUUUGGUCAGAGCCCUGCAGAAGAUGUCCCUUUACGAGCUCACCAUCCCAGUCCUGCAGUUGGGUGUAGUAAUCGCGGCGUCUGUGGUAGAAAGCAAGAGCCUCAAAGAUCUCUACCACCUGCGACUUGCCCUUGCUUGUUCGGAUUUGAAUUGCGAGAAACAGCUGCCUACCAUGAAGAGGUGGCCGGGCCAGACAUACAUCUAUGAGCUGGAGCAGGCAAGCUGCAGAAAAGAAAUUGCCUUGAGAAAGGAGAAGAAUAAGGAACCACUCUUGGAAGACAGUGUGCCAACUCUGGCUGAACCCGUAACUGCAGUGGACCCAGCAGAAAUGAAGCCCCUCGUGGCCAAGGACAAGCUCCUGAAGAUAAACGGAGAGACCGGGAGGGGCUUGGAAGGGACAUCCUUCCCCCAGCUGUGGACCCUCAAAGCAGAAGUGCUGCUGGAGAUGGACCUGUACCAGCCUGCGAGGCUGCUGCUGUCGGAGGCCUACUUGGCCUUCCAGGAGCUUGACGACCCUUGUGCGGAAGCAAGAUGCCUGCACCUUCUAGCACAACUGGCCAACAAGGAGAAGAACUACGGACCAGCGAAGAAGAUGGUGGAGCAGGCGCAGCGCCGGGGGGGCGGCGAGGAGUUCUGGUACAGCUCCACCCUGACUCUGGCAGACACGCUCCUGGCCCUGGGAAGCGAUGGCAGCGAAGUGGUGGCCCUCCAGUUGUUUCAAAGACUCAUAGAUACCUUCAGGGUCCUGCAGAAGGAAAGACCUAACCGAGUGCCCAUCUUGGAAUUUAUGGUCACAGACCUAGAAGCCAGAUGUGUGAGCCUCUGCAUCCGGGCCGUUCAGGGACUACUUGACUGUGAACGCUUGUUUCUGCUGACCGAACUGGAUGAUCACUUGAUGGAGAUUGAGAAAAAGUUGACCACCUGGGGCUACAGAGAGAAUUGUGUGGACAUAAAACUAGAGCGCGCAAAGAUAAAGAGAUUAUGUGCCCAAAAUGAGAAAAAUGAAGAGCGAAAAACCGCGUAUCACUUGGAGGCAUACGACUUGGUCCAAAGAGCUGUGGCUGAGGCGGAGGAGUUGUUCCUCAGUGUGCAGGGCUUACUGUCCUUGCAGGAGUUGCAGAACAUCAACACGCCUCUGAUGAGGAAGCUGGCGCACCUGCGGCUCAGCCUUGCCGAAGCGUCUCUGGACAUGCUGCAGCUCAUGUGGGCGGAGGCCCAGGCCCAGCAGCUUGAGCAGGGCUCCAUGGACAAGCUGCUGGGUGACUACCUGCAGAGCUUGAGUGACUACACCUCCAUUGGCCUGAAAUGGUUCAUGCUGAGGCGGACCCUGGCCCACGUUGUGUUGGUGCAGCUGGGGAGCCUGCAUUCGCUGUGUGCUGGCUGCGUGGAGAUCUGUGCUCAGGUCCUGGGCCUGGCGGGGAAGGCCCUCCGCCUGCUGGCGGUGCACGCAGACCCCGAGCGCCCCACCUGCUACUGGGAGGAGGGCCUCUCGGCCAUCACUGAGCUGAACAGCCUUGGGCAACUGGAGACCGUCCCAGAGGACAGGGCUGGCAAGGAUCACUACGAAGACCUGCGGGCCUUGAGGGCCACCCCCAAGAAGCACAGCAGGAAGGGCUCGGAUCAGCAGAGGAGGAUGGUGCUGGCCCAGCGGUACCUAGCUCAGGCCUCUGAGGUGCUGCUGCAGUGCAUGCAGGUUGCCCUGGGAAGCUGCCUCCUGGACGUUGCCGCCGCUGCCAGCCUGGACAUGGUGGAGUGCACCGGCGCCCUGGACCCGGCAGCCACCUGCCAGUUCCUGGCACUGUCUCAGAGCUGCCUGGCUUCAGAGAUGAUGCGGGAUGUCCUGUUCACGGCCACGGCCAACACCAGCAGCUCACAGCUUGCGGCCCUGCUGCAGCUCGAGCACCAGCUGAAGCAGAAGGGGAGGGUGUCCACCAGCUUGUUUGCGAGCGUGGAGCAGACGUUAGCUGUCGUUUCCAAGGCUUGGCAAAAUCUAAGGGUCACUGAGCAGCAUUUUAACCUCCUGAAUGAAAUCCCGCCUACCUUUCGGAUCGUCAUCCUGCAGCACUCGCCGGACCGGGCCCAUCUGUACUGCACAGCCUAUGAGAGACCCAAGUCCAUCCCUGCGGCCAAAGGGAAGGUGCUCCAAGUGGGAGGCUCCUGCAAGGUGGCACGGGUGGCCGUGAACCCAGACACCUUCUCCUGCCUAUUGGCCAGUGCCCAGCAGUUCCGGGAGCUGACCCAAGCUGAGGUGAACAAUGAGGACCCGGCCCUGAGCUCAGGCACGGAAUUGGAAAGUGUGCACCUUGAGAGGGAAAGACACUCUCUGCAGAGAUUCAGUGAUGUCCUGGCAUCCAUGGAGGAGUACCUGAGGCCACUGUUCCCAGUGCUCAGCAGCCCUGCGGCCAGAACACAGAGUCCCACGCCUGCUGCGGAUUCCGGGAAAUCAAAAGGCAAAGAUAAGGAAAGGAAAGUGUCCCUGCCCCAUGUUCAGCUCGAGGCUGCAGACAACACCAUCCUCAUUGUGGACAAGGAUCUUCUGGAGUUGCCGCUGGAAGGCCUCUCUGCGUUUAAGGAGGGCACGGUCUCCUCCGUGUCCCGAGAAUUCUCCUUGCAGAUGUUGUGCAAUCGCCUCCAUAAAGAGGAGUCAGCUGAGGGGACCGUGAAGGAGAGCAGAGGCAGGAAGCGGGGUCCAGCGAAGAAGGGACAGAAGGACGCUCCGCCCCGGCUCAUCCCCCCCGACUGCGUCGUAGUGGACGCCGACAACUUCAAGUUCAUCGUGGACCCCUACGGGGAGGCCCGGGGCAUAGAAAGGCUGACUCCUGUCUUCGUCACCCGGGAAAUUCUGGAAAGAUUCCGAGACACGUUCACUGCUCUCUGGGUGGGACAUCUGGGAAAUAAGCACUUCCCCAGCCAGGCCGAGUGGGAGCAGCUCCUGGGCAGCUGCAGCGGCUUCUUCUUCUACGGGAUGGAGAGCUUCCUGUCCCACAUACUGGUGGAAAGGUUGGCUGCCAUGAACCUACGAGAGUGCCAGAUGAUGGUCCUGCUGGGCCUGACGCGGUCCCACAAGAGCAUGCAGCGGCACAUGGAGAACUCAGAGAACAAGAGCGUGCCCCAACUGUCCUUGGAGGAGCCCAUCAAGACUGCCAUCCUUCUGAGUCUGGUGGGGGUCAGGAGCAUCCUGGCAAACCAGUGGCCGACAUUCCUGCAGGACAACGCCCUGCGGGCCGGCAUCCUGUGGGAAAGUCUGUUGACAGUUGGCAGGCCCAUCGGGAGAGCAGUCCGUCUCCUUCAGAGCAUGGGAUCUGGUGAGCCUCCAUGGGCCUCCAGGGACAAACUGCUGUCCCUCCCGCCACAGCUCAGCGACCAGGAGCAGCUGCGCAUCGCCCUCAACCCGGUCCUGUACGGGCUGCCACACCUGGCCAUCGGGUGACCCCCCCUGGGGCAAGGACCUUGACUGCCCCUCCAAGAACCCACCACCCAGCCCUCCCCGCCCUGUAGGUGCCCCUCCUCCGGGGGCCCCGCCCCUGAACCCCAGUUCUGCUCAGGGUCAUGCCAGGGCCCUCCUGAAUCUGAUCUGCUCUGGUGCUUCCUCCUCAACCUGCUCCUGCCCGGCUCGCACGGGGACCCUUGGGGAGGGGGAGGACAGUCCCUCUGGGGGCUCUGCAUUGGGGCUGACCCCACAGCUGCCUGGACCCCCAGAACACUCCCUGCCCUGUGCAUUCCCUUGGGUCCCAGUGGUGGGGGAGCCGCCUGUAUUUGGGGUAGAGGCUAGCCCUGGGGGUGAGGCCCUCGGUCCCUGGAGGCCCACGGUGGUCCCUGGACAAGGAACACCAUCGUUUUUGGUGUAAGCGCUUUAGUAAAUGACAAGGUCCAGUGUCUGCGGUGCGGUCUGUGACCCCGGGUGCGCGGCAGGACUGGAGUCCCUCUGUCGAGCGCCGUGCCAUGGUGGGGCUCAGCCGAUGUUUGCCGAGUGAGCGAGUGAGUGCGGAAAGUCCCUGGGGCCCGUGGAUGUGCCUGUGAGGCUGGCUCCCCAGGAGGUGACCAGAAGCUCUAUGGGGAGUCACGGUUUGUCUGCUGGAGGCAGGAAGUGGGUGAGAAGUCCGCCCUGGUUGCAGAGGCCCCCAGGGUGGGACAUACCACUGCCACCUGUGGGCACCAGGGAAGCCCUGGGAGAAGCCACUGUCCACAGACUUAGACACUCAGCCAGACUUGAGGGUGGUCGUAGGAAGAACAGAUACGCCCUGGUCCCCAGGAAGCGUCCUCCCACCGGGCCCCAAGCCAUCCUGGCCCACGGGGAGACCAGGGUGAGGGACUGAGUAGCCAGGACCCUGUGUCCCAAGAGUCUCCCAGGCUGGUGGCCAGGGGACAAGGGAGAGCCAGCUCCAGGUCUCUCUGGGGUGGAACCAGUGGCCGUUAGACAGUCCAUGGGUGGGGGGCGGGGAGGGUCAAAGUGUCUUCAGGCCCUGGGUCCUGGCAAGCAGCCCCUCGGACAUCUGCUGAGGUCAGGCCACAGAGCACCCUGGGCCCGGGGACCCUGGCCCUGGGGGCUGCAAGGACCGCUCUUUGCAGGCCCCCGAGCACAGUGAGGUGUCCGUAUAGAGGCCACAUCUGCCUCACCUGGAGACUUCUGGCCUCUGAGCACGGGCUCUGGGGCCCCCUGGGAGCCAGAGACGGACACCCACAGGCCAGAGGGUGCCAGGCCUCAGGCCAAGCGGCCGCUGGUCAUCUCUGGGCUGCGAGAACCAGGAGCUAAGCGGGUGGGAGACGGUACACGUCCGCGAGGCUUUGUUCCCCUGGGGGGGUGUGGGUGGUGGUGUUUCGUCCCGAUCUUGUGUCUGGGGUGCGGGCGGGAAGCCCACACCGCAGCCUCCGUGCCCUGGGUCAGACCACCCGCCCCGGGACUUGCUGGGUCGAGCACAGGGCAGGCCAAAUAGGAAGAGAACACAAAAUAGGACUGCGAUGAGGUAUCACAGCGUACCUACUAGAACCCCGACGUAGACAUCAGUGCCAACACCGCGUGCUAGGGAACGUGGGGAGCACCUAGACCCCCAUACGUCAUGGCUGGGCCUGGGAAAUGGCGCGGCCCUCAGGGAGACGGUUGGACCGGUUCUUACGAGGUCUGCCUGUGACCAGCAUGUGACCGGGCGCUGCGCUCCCAGCCAAACAUCCCAGGGAAGCCUGAGCGUGUCUGCCGCGGCCGUUCCAUCAGAGCGAGCGCUAGAAACAAGCAGUGUCCUCCGCCGGGGACGGUGGCACAAGCUCUGGUCCACGUGCCAGUGGGACGCCACAAGGAGAACCGUGAACCACGGAUCCCUGGAAGGGCGUCGGGGGUGCGACACCGCGUGUAGGAGCCAUGACCAGCAAGGUCACACGCCGUGUGAUGUCAUUCCUGCCACAAUUCUGAAGACGACAGCACCAGAGAGGGAGAGCAUGCUGGUGUCUCGGGCACAGCCUGGGGGUGCAGGGGGGAGCCCCCGUGGCCACAGGCCAGGGAUCACGCGUGGGAAACCCUUGCACAGAGCUGCGCACGCGGGUGCACGCGCCCUGUGAACGUGGCGAAACGGCACUGUGCCCACGCGGUUCCCUGGCUUCUGGUUUCGGAUGCCGCUGCCGGGAAGGUGCAUGAAGGGUGCAUCAUCAGUACUCUUUGUGCAACUUCUCGCAGGUCUAUAAUUAGUUCAACAUAGAAAGUUUAAAAGCAGCUCAUCUGUGAUAACAUCGAAAGGUGGUGAUGCCCUUCUUUUUGUUCAAUUUUUUUCCUUUUGUCAAACAUAUACACAUUCUUCUUCGAGUUAGAAAAAAAAGAGCUAACUAAUGAUCAAGGAAUAAAUUCAAAUCAGAGCGGCCGUGGAUAUAUGAGCUUCCUUCUAGAAAGAUGUUGGCACCCACCCAAACAACAAGAA